GUGGACUGGUUGCCGCUAGGAGCGCGGUCGCGACUCGGCUUGAAUCCUUCCUGCCGGCCGCCGGCUUUCGUCGGAAAACCGUUGGACGUACCGGGCGAAGAUGGAUUCGCUUCGAGCCGAUCUGUCAACCAUGGAGGAAGUGGUCGAAAAUAUCAAAUCCCUCGAAACCGUCAUCAAGAAAUUGAGAGAUGAACUAAAUGAGAUAAAUAAACCGAAGGGUUUGAUAAAAUCGCUUUCAGAGGAAAUUGAAAUUUUGCGCAAGGAGACGAAUACCAUUCAUGCCAAGCAAGAAGCUAAAAUCAAGGAAUACGAAGUCAAACAGUUGUGUUCAUUAAAAGAACGGAUAGAAAAUUUGAAGAAAGAUGUUUCAACGUACCAAGAAAAAAAUGAAUCUCUCUCUCAAAAGCAUAGAUCAGAAAUUGCCCACUUGGAGAAAAUGUCUGAACAAGUAGACCCCGUUGAUUAUAAAGCAUUACUGGACACAUUAAAACAACUAAAGGAUGAAAAUGUAUAUAUCAAAAGUGCCCUAGAAAAAUAUAAAAAUUUAGAUUCCGAGCUCUUAGAUGUAUCCAGUGAUAAGGAGAAUAUUGCUCUGUCAUUAAAAUAUCUGGCUAACGAACAAUCUGAGCUUUCUGCGUCCUCUGCUGAAACCAUAGACAAAUUGAAAACGGCGAAGCUUGCCUUGGAGGAAGAGCAAGAACAAAAUGCAAUUAUGUUGUCUGAAUUGGCGACUCUUAAAUCGGGACCCACACGCCUUGAUGACGGUACGUCUUUGUUUUAUGAAGUUGAAGGCAAAAGGCAGAAAUUGUUGAACAAUUUAAAAAUAUUAGCAAAUAAGUAUGAACAGAUGAAAACAGUGUGUUUGCAAAAAGAAAGUGAAAAAAAUAGAUUAAUGCAAGACAAUGCAAUGUUUCAAUCACUACUCGAUAACGACAUCGAACAGAAACAUUUCGACAACGAAAUAAAUAAUACUUCUGUACAACGAAUAAAAGAUUUAAAAAUAAUCUGUUCUUCGUUGAAAGACCGGCCGGAGAGUAAAAAGACGGUGAUGGUCUCUGAGAAAGAUGGCAAUUACAGCUGGUUGCCGAGCUUGCUUGAAAAAUACAAGUCAGAUGCUAAACUGUCGGAAGAAAGAUUGCAUAGUCACAAAAGGAAACUUACGGAAAUUCAAAGCAGACACUUCGAUGCAUUACAAAAACAAAACGAAAUAAAAAAAGAACAUGCAAACCUUUUAAAACAGAAAGAAGAAGUUCAGCUUAAAUUAGCACAAGAAAAGCACGGUAUGAACUAACUUGUGUCAGCUUCCUAAAAUUAACUAUCUAAUUGUUAUAUAUUGUUACAGUUAUUUUGUAUAAAUAAAAUAUUGUUUGCUAAUUUGAA
Cimex lectularius (bed bug) is the source of this 1380-nucleotide messenger RNA. RefSeq names its product GRIP and coiled-coil domain-containing protein 2-like. NCBI's taxonomy places the organism in Eukaryota, Metazoa, Arthropoda, Insecta, Hemiptera, Cimicidae. The coding region runs from base 101 to 1291 and encodes 396 amino acids. The transcript has 9 exons. The record is from RefSeq and is a predicted model, not a curated record.